AUUCGGAUGGCAGGUCCUGAGAGGAUUGCAGUACCUGCACAAUGGCAAGAAAAUUCAUCGAGAUGUCAAGGCCGGCAACAUUCUUUUAACGACGGCGUUUCAAGCCAAGCUGGCAGACUUCGGUAUCUCUUGCCAGCUGCAGAACACCUGGGCCCGGCGGAACACCAAGAUCGGCUCGCCCUACUGGAUGGCACCAGAGGUGAUCAAGGGUGAGGCGUACAAUGCCAAGGCGGACAUUUGGUCCCUGGGCAUUACUUGCAUCGAGAUGGCGGAUGGACAACCGCCUUACUUUCACAUCCCUCCCACAAGGGCCAUGUUUGUGAUCAGCACGAAGCCUCCCACAGGGCUUCCAGAGAGCUCCAACUGCUCCAAUUCUUCCAAGGACUUUGUUGACUUUGUGUCUGCAUGCCUCACAGUGGACAGCACGAAACGGCCACCUGCGCAGGUGCUUUUGCAAGAUCCAUUCACUCAACCUGAAGCAGAACAAAAAGACCCCUCCAAGGCCCUAGCUGGCCUCCUCGGCCCGCGCUUGGCCGAAGCGCCAGGUGGAAAUGGCCGCUCUCCAACCACCACUCGAGAGGGAGGCGCACGGAAGGAUUCCUGGCAAAGAAGGCCUCCGGUUACAGUCGAGUGGUGCUGGAUUGACUAGUGUUGGUUGACCUCGCAGAAUUGGUGGGACUUAAGAGGUGUGACUCAAGCGCCCUUCGUGUGGCAGCCCUGCCGGGUUUGCUCUUCAUGAACUGGAUGCGCUCAUGCAUGUGCCAUGCUUGCUAUGUUUGCGAUGCUAGCUGCAUACUCACACAUAUAGUGCAACUGCUGAGAUUGAAGCAAUCAACGUGGGACACAUGGCAUUCGCUGCUUUUGGGUCUUUAUGGCCCAGAAACGGUUUGCGAAGUCACAAAUUGAGAUCAAACCCCGUCCAUGAGUCGAAGAAGCAGACGAUGCAGAGCCCCUGACUGGUAACUCAUGUAUGUCGCGUUGUGCCAUGUAGAUUCCAUCGCUCAGGUCAAUGAGCGCCAGCUCGUUGCCCAGAAAUCCAAGCACCAGUAGCCAGUCGGUGAAUCUCUUGACGCCGUCCUUGGCCGCAGUAACGCCUACCGUUGAUGCUUUUGCGAUGGCCGCUCCUUCAUCACCGUCGUCCUACCGGAGAUGGGAGCAAGGCUAUAGCUCACAGAACCUGCCAAAUGCACCAGCUGUGAAGCCGACAGAAGCGGAGGACGAGGCGACGAGCAACGAGGACAUUCGACGGCGUGCGAGAGAGUGGGUGAAUAGCAUCGUCCCGGUGAUGGAAGAUGAGGGAGACCACACACCUGCGAGCUACCGGGAGCCCUCUGAAUCGUUGAUUUUGUCAUCGAAGUCUCGGGGCAAGGGAAACUACGAGGUGUGGGAUUCUGAUGAGGAGGGAGUGACCACCCGGCUGCGUAUGGAAGCGCAACCUGAAGCUGGUGCUGGGGGGCCGGUGGCAGCGACGCCAUAUUUCAUGCAGGUGCUGGGGAAGCAGUGGGCUUGAGCCGUGCCGCGGCUCAUGCCACGCGGAUGGGACAGUCUUUGAAGGCUUAGGUUUGCCAUGCAAACUUGCAUUUGCACCCAUUCACCCAAUGGAACAACAACGGCUAAGCAUUCAACCACCCAAUUUGGUCAGCGUUCUUCUUCAUUUGAAGGGGUGGAGGGCUACAUGACUGUUUUGA
This is a messenger RNA of Durusdinium trenchii, 1688 nucleotides long. The record is from the annotation of a GenBank genome assembly. NCBI's taxonomy places the organism in Eukaryota, Dinophyceae, Suessiales, Symbiodiniaceae.